Messenger RNA from Vespa mandarinia (Asian giant hornet), 4818 nucleotides. RefSeq lists its product as uncharacterized. Gene Ontology annotation, cellular component: SAGA complex. Gene Ontology annotation, biological process: regulation of transcription by RNA polymerase II. Gene Ontology annotation, molecular function: transcription coregulator activity. NCBI's taxonomy places the organism in Eukaryota, Metazoa, Arthropoda, Insecta, Hymenoptera, Vespidae. The record is from RefSeq and is a predicted model, not a curated record.
UGGAUGCGUAGUCUAGAGAAAUGUGGUCAAUUUCCCAGUCUGUGCCUCUGUGGUGUUUGUAUAAUAGGUUACACUAUAUCCGAAUAUGACAUUUGUAACUUGUAAAUAUUAUUUAUUUUAUCCAAAUAAUUUCACUUAGGUGUCUGAACUGAUUAAUAAAUAUUUCGAUUCACCGAGGAAGUGUGUGUUAUUUAUUAGUUAAUGUGAGGUUAUGAUAAGAAAAUUGACUCGCGCUACAUCCUGUGUCCAAUGUUUACUAUUAAACAAUUCUUAAAGAACUUUAAAGAAUGUGAUGGAAUAUUGUCGUACCAGAUAUGACAUUAAGUGAAUUUAACAUUGAUAAACUACAAUGAUUGGUGCACCUAGUAGUUUAGAAGAUGCGUGUCGGCAGGCUCAGGAAAUGAUAAAUCAUGCAUCAAGAUAUUGGAAAAAUGUACAGGGACAAAGUUCUUUAAAUUUAGCGACAGAUAAAUUGGUAACAUCACAGAAAAAGGAAUAUGCUCCUUCUAAGCAUAGUAUCCAAGCUAAAUUAACAAGGCUUUAUUUUGAGGAAUUAUCUAAAUUUCCUCACGCUACACCUGACUCAGUCUUGAACAAUUUAGAGAAUGAAUGUGAUCUUUUGGGACGAUUAGUGCAAAGAGAAGGCUUGCACACAUUAAUUGUUAAUCUUUAUGCUGGUAAUAAAGGAUACUCAUUAGGUGUUAGAAAUAGUUUGGACAAGGGAAAUCAGUACGAAAAAAAUUCUUUACUUUCUGAAACUCAACUGAUGGGUUAUGAACAGGGUGAACUGCUUUCAUGCAUAGACAAUGGCCAAUUGCCUGCAAUGCUAGCAGAGCAGUUAGAAACUAGCCACUCUCAUUUAUUCUAUGAUGGCUGCAUAAUAGCUGAAGUUCGAGAUUAUCGUAAAGCAUUUACUCAUAAUAAGCCUGAAGUUCAUCAUGUACUCCUUAAACCUACGACACAGAGUGUACUUUCUGAUGUAUCAACUCUAACGAGCGGUGGAGAUUGGAGUCAUGAAGAAAGAUUAAUGCUGGAAUCGCAAUUAAUCGCAGCUACUCAAGGACCUUUAUGCUUGGAUCCAAAUCCUGUUCCUAGUAUAGCUACAACGCGUCUCAGGCAGUCUAAACCCCUUCUUACAGAUCAUCAACUGAUGCGUCAAGCCAAAAAGUUUUCUCAGGUUACGGUAAACCGAAAAAGGAAAUUAGAGCAACUAGCACAACCAGAUGGCUUAACAAUACAAGAUUUAAUGCAGAAACUACGUGCUAAAAGAGGAUCAGUGACUAGUACUGCCUGUCCAACACCUUCCCUUGUAAAUCCUCCUCUUCUUGCCCCAAGUUCACCGAUUGAUGUUUUAAGAUUUGCGAAAGCGUAUGAGAGACCGCGAGAAACAAAAGACUGUCUGCCACAAGUUAUAGAAGAGUAUAUAUUAGAAACUGGCGGGAACCAAGGUGAAGUAGAUCACAUAAAGCUUUCAAUUUUGCAAAGACCUUCUAAUUCUGAGUACCUGGGAGAGCUUUAUAUGGAUAAAAAUCACCGAGAAGGAGAAAAAAAUGGAUCUGCGUGUCGGUUCACAUUAGGGACAAGAGCUUUAGCAAAUCAUUACAUCCAACAAUUUACAGAAAUAUUUACAGAAGAAGGUAGGAAAAAUGUUCGAAUAAAACAUGUAGUACCAGGGCAAACGCCUCGUGUUACAUGCACUCCUGGCAUGCAACGAGCGCAUCAACAGGCACAACAAGCAAAGGCAGCACAGUUAGUAGCCCAACAAUUGCAACAAGCACAGUCCCAACAUGUAGCUCAACAGAUUUUAUCACGAGCACAAGGACAAUUGAAUACUUUAGCUGGGCAAGUAGCAUCGAUGAAAGCCAUGACAGAAGCUACUACAUCUGUGCAAAAUAAUUUGGGAAACAUGGAUAUCACAAAUGUGCCUCAAGUUAUUUCUCAAAAUGAUACUACAACUUUGAACACUGGACAACCUUUAUCUAAUGGAGCAUGUACAGCAUCUGGUUCUGUACAAAUUGACACAUCUACGAUGUCAGUGACUGACAAUAACUCAUGCAAUGGCUCUGGAAUAUUAGUUUUUCAACAAAAAACUGCUACUGCUGUCAAUAAUACAUCAUCUGCUAAUGUCUCCGUUUUGCAAGCUCAAUUACAAGCAGGAACACAAAGUUGUAUAACUGAAACAGUUAAUCAGAAUCAGAAUGAAAUAUCUUUUAAAAAACAUACGACUAAUCCAGCUAUAAGUGCCCUCGUUACUUCUCUUAUGAACUCUGCUCAGCAAUUCCAACAACAAGCUGCAGCUAAUGCUGCAGCAGCUGCAAUGAAUAAUAAUGCACAGACUACAAAUAAAUCGAAUAAUGCAGCUAUUCUUAGUUUACUAAAUAGUAGUCCAGCAAAUAUAGGACAACAAAAAGUUCAGCCACGGAGGAUCUCUUUAAAUGCUUCCAUCCCAUCUAGGGUUAUUAGUCAUGGCAAUGUUAUAAAUGUGCCCAGUACUACGGGUCAGGUAAGAGUUAGUUUAAGUUCUGCACUAACAGGACAGCUGGCUUGUAAACAGCAGCCUGUAAAAGCAACAGCUGUGAGAUUAGCUAGGGUACAAGAUCCUACUUCAACUCUCGGCUUAUCAAUGCCAGGACUCUCAGCUUUGCUUGCUGGUACACCAUCUGCAGAUAAUCCAAUCCCUGGUUUCAAUUCUACCUCACCGUUACUUGAACGCUUAACUGCUUCUUCCAGUCAAAGUACUCAACCAGCAAGUCCAAUGACUAGUCCACCACCUGCCAAUGUAAAUUUGCAGGGUGUAAAUCUCACUAGUUUGCCUAAUUCUAUCAACGGACUUCAAAAUGUUCAGGUAUCAUUCCCUGGCUUAUCACAACCCAUCACAAUGUCAUUGAAUGUGUCAGCAACAACAGGUUCAGUUACACCUACAGGUGUCAUCGUAUCUCUACCUAUAUCAUCUGCAACUAAUACUUGCACUACAGUUUCCAGUAUGAUUGCUGCUACUGUUGUAACGACUGCCAUCGCUGGAAGUACACCAACUGUAGUAAUCGCGAAUUCUGCUAAUACUCAUUUGUCAUUACCAAUCGCCCAAAUUAUACCGUCAGGAGUAAAAGGUUUAUCUCAACAAAAUAUACGCAGCACUAAUACAGUGACUUUAUCACAGGGUGGACAAGCAAUUCAACUUAUCGGAUCUCAAAGGCCUCGACUUAAUCAUAUGGCUCGUCAAGUACAGCCAAGCCAAGUUAAAUCGACUGUUUUACCAAAUCAAUUAGUAACAGUAGCUAAAACAGUAACAGCAAGUCAGUUGAUAUUAUCUGGCAACAAGCAAGUGUUAACUCCUAUAAUGGCCACCAAACCUGUGCUUAUGGCGUCUCAAACAACGCCUUCUUCCCAAAUAGUACCUGCAAACAAACAAACUUUACUCACGAAAUCUUUGCAUGCUAGAGUUUCUACAGGACAAUGUAGUCAACAAACACAAAGUCUUGGUAUAACUACGCUAUCUCAACAGCAAUUACAGAGAACUGUGGUAAAGCCUGUACAGUUGCAACAAUUACAACAAUGUUUAGCCACUCAACAUAAAGUGGCCGUUGCAGCUGCCAGCUCGCAAAACAGAACGCAAAUUGAAAAUCAGAGGAAUUCUGCAUCAACUCCCGGAGACGAUGCUGUUUGAAAAUGUUGCAAAUAUUAACAUUUUCUCCUGUUACAUUUAAUAAUUGAAGCCCACCUUAGAAGAAACAUAAUGAGGUGGUUAUAUGUGGUUAAUACCAUUUAGUUAUAAAUAUAACUUCCACGUUACGUGUAGAAUUACAUCGAUUAAUUUCAAUUUCUGUAUUAUCAGAAUUUUAUAUGGGAAACUGUUCGUGCUUUACAAACAAGAAAUUUAUCAAUCAGGCAUCGCAUAAUAUAAUAUAUCUCGCCACAAAGAGUGCAAUAAUUUUUUUACUGCAAAUACAUUGAUUUUCUCUCAAAAUGUUGCUUUAAGGAAGGUUUCAAUUAUUGUAUAUAUAUAUAACUUAUACAUACAAUAUAUGAUUCGUUUUAUAUUAAAAGGAAAAAAAAAGAAAAGAAAAGAAAAAAAAAAAAAAAAAAAAAAGAAAAAAUGCAAUAAAUAUUUCAUUUUUAUUGAUCUUUACCCUUUUUCAUACCAUUCUGCAUUUACGAUAAAUAAUAAUUUUAACUCUAAAGUAAAAGUAACAACAGCAGUAUGGUUUUGAUUUCAAUCGUAACAUAUGUAUGCCUGAAAAAGAUAUCUAAAUGCUAUUGUUUAUUAUAGUACCAUAACAAAAUUGGUAACUGUUUGCAUAUAUGAUGUACGAAAAAUCACAUGAUAAAAAUAAGCUUGAUCUGUUGUAUACUUCGAUCUAUCAUCCCACAUGCUGUGCCUACAUGUUAUAUUUUUCACUAUAGAACUUUUACCGAUUCCUUACAAACUUGUAUAUAUAACAAACAUAAAACGUUUUAUUUAAUUAUGUGACGAUACAUAAAAUUAUAAUGUAAAUUAAAUUAUUUCUAUAUAAAUAAGAUAUACAUGGAAAUAUUUCAGUAACAACGAAGAUUCGCAAAGAUCUCUGUUAAUUCUAUAUCUAGGAGGAAGCAGUCAUAAUUUCUAUACAUUAAUAAAGUUGUAAUAUAGGAUGCACAAUAUAUGUAUAUAUAUUGUGUAAAAUUCAUUUAAGCAAUGCAAUUCUUAUUUAAUGAAUUACAUUAACAUGAAAUUUUGUAUAUUAAAUAUGCGUGCUGAAGAAUUGGCAGUAAAUCAUUUGUAAAGAAUCUAUCAUAUAUUCGAUAAAUAAUAUUAAAAUACAGAUAUAUAUAUGUAUAUAU